Molecule: messenger RNA, 4208 nt
Organism: Galleria mellonella (greater wax moth)
Lineage: Eukaryota; Metazoa; Arthropoda; Insecta; Lepidoptera; Pyralidae
Product: katanin p80 WD40 repeat-containing subunit B1
Exons: 16
Coding region: 255-2660 (801 amino acids)
Biological process (GO): microtubule depolymerization; microtubule severing
Cellular component (GO): katanin complex
Molecular function (GO): microtubule binding
Source: RefSeq, a predicted model, not a curated record
UUUCCCAAAAAUCAUAACCAAAUUAUCAAAUAAUAAUCGCAACUUUAAACAAAUUAUUUAAAAUAUCAAUGUUCUCUACUAAAAAAUAAAUGUGUACUUAAUAAAAUAAGACGCUAUAAUUAUUUUCGAAAUUACGUAGUUAUAAUAUUUUAUAGGUUUCUAGUUUUCACCAUAUUUAGUGCUUGAUUCAAAUCCAUACAAGGUUACACAGUUCCACUUGGAAUGGCUAUACGUAUCUUAAAUUAAUAAAUGCAAUGGAAUCCAUUCGUAGAUCAUGGAAAUUGCAAGAAUUUGUUGCCCACAAAGCAAAUGUCAAUUGCUUGGCAAUGGGACACAAAUCAAAUCAAGUCUUGGCGACUGGAGGUGACGAUAAAAAAGUUAAUUUAUGGGCCAUUGGCAGACAGAGCUGCUUAAUGAGUCUAAGUGGUCACACAACUCCAGUAGAAUGUGUUUGUUUCGGACAUUCUGAAGACUUAGUAUGUGCGGGUUCACAAACUGGUGCUUUAAAAAUUUGGGAUCUGGAAGCAGCUAAAUUGUUAAGAACAUUCACUGGACAUAAAGGGGCAAUAAAGUGUAUGGAUUUCCAUCCAUAUGGGGAUUAUUUGACAACAGGUUCUUGUGAUAGCAACAUAAAAUUAUGGGACACAAGAAAACGAGGCUGUAUUGUUACAUAUUCCAGUCAUCGACUUGCUGUUAACAGUCUACAGUUUAGUCCUGAUGGACAGUGGAUUGCCUCUGCAUGUGAAGAUGGGCUUGUUAAAGUUUGGGAUGUUCGAGUUGGCAAAGUACUGCAGGAGUUUAUAGAACAUACAGCAGCAGUAACAUGCGUAAAAUUUCAUCCUCAUGAGUUUCUCCUGGCCAGUUGUGGAUCAGACAAGACUGUUAAUUUCUGGGACAUGGAAAAGUUUCAAUUAGUGUCCAAAUUUGAAAAGGAUAAUACAUCAAUCAGACAUAUGGUGUUCAGUGAGGAUGGAGCUACACUUUUAGGAUGCGGAAAUGAUGGGUUACAUGUGGUUGGAUGGGAACCUAUACGAACACUAGACACAGUACACUGUCAUUGGGGCCAAAUCCAUGACAUCACUGUAGCACAAACACAGCUCAUAGCGGGCUCGUUUCAUUCGACCUACGUAGUAUUAUCAGUUGUCGAUCUCAAUAAAGUAUAUCCAUUUGGAGGGCCCCCUCCAGUGACACCAAUUGUGGUAAGGGACCUCUCACCGUUCCAAAAGGGUCAUAGUGUACGAAAAAGUUUCUCUAAAGAAAAACCUCCUAAACAAGUUUUGCAUAGAUCAACGCCUCUUGAUGAAAAGACAGCAGAAGAGUCAACUUCUGGGACAGAAGCAGACGAGGAUUCAGGUGCUGUUAUAUCAAAUUUUAAUGACUACACUGAAAUUUUCCGUCCUUCUAGAGCAUUGACCCGUACGCCUCCUCCAGCUACCAGCUUGUCUUCUGAAGACUAUUCUAUUUCAACGCAAGAAUCGAGAGUUCAAAUGGAACGAGGUAUAAGUAGUUCACUACGCGAUCUGAUGGUGGAGGAGAGGCCGCCGUCAGCCGGCGCCUGUCCAUCUCCACCGGCGCCCCGCUCGCCGUCGCCGUCGCACUCGCCGCCGUCGCACUCGCCGCCGCAGCGGCAGCGCUCGGAACACUAUUCGCGCAUACCCACUUCCACAAAGGAACAUUACACAGUAUUAGAAAAGAAAACAGACAUAUUUACAAGGGUGAUGGACAGUGCUAAAGAGGAUAACACAUUCGCAACAACGCAAAUAUCUGCUAUGAGGGAUUAUGUUGCGAGCCCUCACUCAACAGGCACGCUUAACCGACAUAAUUCAUAUAAAGAAACCAAAUCUACUACAGAAUUAUCAAGCAGCAAUCUCCGUCAAAGUAACAGUGAAAUAUCAUUAGGUCCCCCAUCAUUGGGCCAAAGGUCUCUCUCAUUUACUAGAACAUCCAGUGACAAUACAAGAAGAAGAGUAGAUAGCGUUAAUCGAGAACCAGAAAGGGAACAAGAGCCAGAGUUUAUUCCAUUUGCAACUGACAGACCCGUUGGUUUAGAUCUUGAAGAAUUUUUACCGCGGGGGCUGGGUGGUGCAGGGGGCGGGCUGCGGAGAGGGGCGCGCGCCCCGCCCGCCGCGCCCAGCGACCAGGAGGUGCUCGGCGUCAUGAUGCGCGGCCACGACUCCAUGAUGGCCGUGCUGCUCGCGCGCCAGCGAGCCCUGCAGAUCUUUCAUUCUGUACGAGUAAAUAAGAAUUUAAAGACUGCUUUGGAAUCCAUUAUUGCAUUAGAAGACACAUCAGUCAUAUUGGACAUUCUCAACGUGAUGGCGCAUAAACCAUCAUUAUGGAAUCUAGACAUCUGUUUGUUAAUGCUGCCCAAAAUAUACGAGCUAUUGCAGAGUAAAUAUGAAUCAUACAUGCAGUGCGGCUGCAACGCGCUGCGGCUGAUCGUGCGCAACUUCUCGUCGGUGGUGCGCGCGAACGUGGGCGCGCCGGUGCGGGCGCUGGGCGUGGACAUCCCGCGCGAGGAGCGCUACGCCAAGUGCGCGCAGAUCCACCGCCUGCUGCUCGACGUGCGCGCCUUCCUGCUCAAGCGGCAGACGCUGCAGGGCCGCCUCGGCGCCGCCUUCCGCGACCUGCACACCCUCAUGCAGCAGGGGCUCGACUGACCCACCCCACCACCCCGUCGACCCACCACCCUGCCUCUUCGCCAUAUCUACUUACCGGCCUACGUACGAAGGUGUAUACCCACUAUGAACUUCUAAACUGUUUGAAGCUGUACUGAACUGUGCAAAAUCACCAAUUAACGAUUUGUACACGAUUGGAAUUGCACAGUGAAAAAUUGCGUAAAUAUUGGUGUUAUUUACGAAGAGGCACACUAGCUAGUUUGCGUUUGAACGAGAUUCAGUGUAGAUUUGUGUGCGACGCAAUCUUUUAUUAUCGGCGGCGAAUUAGGUGAAAGAUGCGAGUAUCGUCACGAUAUCCAUGAGUAUAUAUGGAUAUAUAGAGUGCAAUUAGAUUUUAAAUAUACAGUAAACUAUGCCUAAAACUGUUUAACAGUCUUAAAAUGUGCUAACCCCCCUACACCGCACCGCAUUCAUCGCCCUUGCAUAAACUGUCAAUCGAUGAUCUGCAUACCUCCCACCACCACUUCGGUAAACAAGGUCUUGCUCAGAUUCUAAUAUACAGUCAAUUUAAUAAAUUACUGUCUGUAGUAGUCAUGCAUAAUACACAAUAAUAAAUUUGGAAUUUGAUCUGUAGAGAUACAAAUGAAAUACCAAAUUGAAUAGAGCUUACUUCAUUAGCAUUAAUAAUAUUUUUUCUUAUUAUAACAUGGUGUGUUAUUACACUAAGAAAAAAAAUUAUAGAAUAUUAUAUAGUAAUCAUCUAACAAUGUAAAAUUUUAUUCUACGUGCACAUAAUGAGAAUAAAUAACAAUAUAAUUUUAUUAAUUUCUUAUUAUUAGUUUUGGAUGAAUUUGUUAUUACAAAAUGGUAUCUUAUCAGUGUGAUAUGUAAUUUUUACAUGACACUAAUUAGGGAAAGUUGUUCAGUUUCUUGAAUACUAAAGUUCUGUAUUAUAUAGCUUUCAUUUAUUAUUAAAUAGAUAAAAUAAAAACUUUACUUGAUCAUUAUGUCUCUGAGGAUAAAAUUAACCUUUUUAUCAUAGUCACCCUACAACUUUUUACCACAAUUUUGCACAAGAUCAUAUGAUGGCAUGACAAAUAAUGUGUUAAUCUAUUGUAAAAUAUGUUUAUUCACUUGUUCUGACUACCUUAUUGUUAUUGAUUUAAAAUAAGUAAAAAUGAGACAUACUUACAAUACACAUACUGUGAGUGCAACAUUAUUUAUUUGAUUAUACAACAUGGAUUAUAAUAAAUUCAAAAAAUAUAUGUAAGACCUGCGCAGAUGACGGAAAAUAUUGAGUAUUAUUAAAUAUAUCAUAGUACCUACUAUUUAUAAUAAAAACAAAUAGUAUCCAUAAUAAUCACACGAGUUUAAGUCAAAAUGUCCAACUAAUUACCCAAUAGACCGACCCUCAUCUGCACAGAUCAAUAAGAAAAGCUUAUACAAUUUAUCAAAAUCCUAAAGUAACAUGGCAAAUUAAAACAGACUGAUCUAAUUUAAAAAAAAAAAUCUUUAUAUAAUUUAAUUUUAUAAUUAAUAGUUUAACAUAUUAAAUAUAUAUUAAAAUAAAAUUUUGCUUAUAUUAUUUUA